This is a messenger RNA of Emys orbicularis (European pond turtle), 2133 nucleotides long. RefSeq lists its product as uncharacterized. The transcript has 4 exons. NCBI's taxonomy places the organism in Eukaryota, Metazoa, Chordata, Testudines, Emydidae. The record is from RefSeq and is a predicted model, not a curated record. Bases 1117 to 2019 code for a protein of 300 amino acids.
GCGGGGCGCGGUGGCAAGUCGAGUUGUUCCCCUGUAAGCGUCGGGAAGUGGGGUGUUUCACACGCACCCCCACGGAAGCAGCUAAUGCAGUACCUAAGGACUCCAGUUGAAAUCGAGGCCCCUUUGUCUAGGCUUGGUACAAACAUACAGAGAGAGAGAGAGUCCCUGCUGAAGACAAAGGGUUGUGGGGAAGGAAUAUGACCUACAAGCAGAGUGAACAAUUUGAUGAUCUACAAAUGUCAUUAGCUGUCCCCUUACUCCAUUUUGUUUUUGUUCUCCUCCUGUGGCCGCCCCUCCCUGGCUGUUAAGUUGUUUACCAGGGCCACUGCCCUUCUCAAAGGGAGGGCCCCUUAAGUUGUUUACCAAGAAGCCAUUGCCCUUCUCAAAGGGAUGGCCACUUGUGCUACGUGCUAAGUGGGACUACUGCCCUGUUCAAAGGGUUGGUCCUGUUAUCACCUUGUUAAACCUGGGCUCGGUGUAGGGUAGGCAAUGUCCAGAGCUGCAAGACCUAAUGUGUUUUUAAGAUCCUGGGCAUGAGUCAUAGGCCUCAUGUGCUUUUGAGUCCUGAGGUGGGAACUCACGCCUAUGGUCCAGGACUCUGCCCAGGCAUGUCUCUAUGCUCACCUGCAGUUUUUCCCUGUAUCUCCUCCCCUGUGACAGAAGGAGCCUAUCAGGAUUACUGGUGGGGAAACUGCCUGAGAUUGCCUUUAAGAACAGGCAUUUUUGAAACAAAGAUCAGAAAGGUUCCUGCACUGCUACCUGGUCUGAUCAGCCAGGAGUUCUGGGGGGUCCUUUCUCCGCUCUCGUUUUAUUUUUGAGCAUACCCCCGUUUUUAAUACCCCCCCCACGAAGAACGAAUUGCUGCCUGAGAGACCUCCUGAUUAUCGAGACCUCCUGAUUAUCAAGACCAUACCGAGCCCUCCUUGCUUCUUCUGAUGUUGUUGCUGCUUCUGCCUUUGCUGCUGCCUUGGGGACUGGUUUUCCUAUCUGUCACAGUAACCAUUGGAGUGAGUGGAUACUAAUCUUUGCCAUUUGACCAGGAGUAUAGCCUUUUGUAAUCCUGACCCAUAUGACUGUGAGUUGCUUUCCCCUGCCCUGAAGCGCAGGAAUACCAAGAUGAGAGCUGCCCUGACAGUUGAGAAGCGAGUGGCAAUAGCCCUGUGGAAGUUUGCAACGCGUGACUGCUACCGGUCAGUCGGGAAUCAAUUUGGAGUAGACAAAUCUACUGGGGGGACUGCUGUGAUCCAAGUAGCCAAGGCAAUCACUAACCUUCUGCUAGCAAGGGUAGCGACUCUGGGAAAUGUGCAGGUCAUAGUGGAUGGCUUUGCUGCAAUGGGGUUCCCUAACUGUGGUGAGGCGAUAGACGGAACGCAUAUCCCUAUCUUGGCACCGGACCACCUUGCCAACCAGUACGUAAACCGCAAGAGGUACUUCUUAAUGGUGCUGCAAGCACUGGUGGAUCACAAGGGACGUUUCAUCGACAUCAACGUGGGAUGGCCGGGAAAAGUGCAUGACGCUCGCCUCUUUAGGAACUCUGGGCUGUUUGAACAACUGCAAGAAGGGACUUACUUCCCAGACCAGAAAAUUACUGUUGGGGAUGUUGAACUGCCAAUAGUUAUCCUUGGAGACCCAGCCUACCCCUUGCUCCCAUGGCUCAUGAAGCCAUACACAGGCAGCCUGGACAGUAGUAAGGAGCGGCUCAACUAUAGGCUGAGCAAGUGCAGAAUGGUGGUAGAAUGUGUCUUUGGACGUUUAAAAGCUCGCUGGCGCUGUUUGCUGACUAGGUUAGACCUCAGCACAACCAAUAUUCCCAUUGUUAUUGCUGCUUGCUGUGUACUCCUUAAUAUCUGUGAGAGUAAGGGGGAAAAGUUUGUGGUGGGGUGGGAGGUUGAGGCAAAUUGCCUGGCGUCCGAUUUUGAGCAGCCAGACACCAGGGCGAUUAGAAGAGCACAGGUAGGCGCGCUGCGCAUCAGAGAGGCUUUGAAAACCAGUUUCAUGACUGGCCAGGCUACGGUGUGACAGUUGUGUGUGUUUCUCCCUGAUGCAAACCCGCCCCCUUUGUUGAUUUUAAUUCCCUGUAAGCCAGCCACCCUCCCCUCUUCGAUCACAGUUGGCAAAGGAAAUAAAGUCACU